Glarea lozoyensis ATCC 20868 is the source of this 1731-nucleotide messenger RNA. RefSeq lists its product as uncharacterized. Lineage: Eukaryota; Fungi; Ascomycota; Leotiomycetes; Helotiales; Helotiaceae. The coding region runs from base 1 to 1731 and encodes 576 amino acids. The record is from RefSeq and is a predicted model, not a curated record. The transcript is spliced from 4 exons.
AUGUCUCAAUAUCGCUCAUCCGUUGAUCAUUUGGCGUACGGGCCCGGCCCGGAGCGGUGGGAUAGCGAAAGGUUCAACCAAGAACGCGAUCGCGAUCGAUUUGGACGAGGUGACGGCGGACGCUACGACCAGCGUGAUACGAAAAUAUCUAUCAAUCGUACGAAUGAACGCGGAGGACCUGGCCGACCACGAGAGCGUUCUGUUGAUGAAAUUUACGAGCGAGACCGCAGAGGUCCACGAGGAUACGAAGAUGACUUUUACGAGCGACGACAUUAUCACGAAGAUGAACCGCGACUCGAACGUGAGCGACCGAUUGGCAGGAACCGCGGCCAGAGUAUCACAUUGGAAAGAGAGCGGGAGCGAUUUGACGAGCCUCCAGUUCGCCGUGGUAGCAACAGACCAGCGUUCCUGCGACGACAAUCUAGCUUGGAUACCUUUGACCGAAAGCCGCUCACCCGAUUCAAUGACCGCGAGCGAUUAGACGAUUAUGGACCACCUGCCAGAUUCGAACGUGAAGAGUAUGGCCCUCCUGCUCGCUAUGAGAGAAGAGAGGAGAUGCGACCACCUGCUCUCACACCAAUUCCUUUGCCAGUACGAAAGGCUCUUGGACCGCCACCAAGAAGAUACGAGGAGCGGGAAUACUACGAAGAUAUCAAAGUCGCCGAGCCCGAUUUCUAUGGCGAUGAAGAGUUUAGAGGAUAUCCUGAACGAGUUCGCGAGAGAGAGAUCAUCAGACGACGUAGACGCAGCAGAAGCAAGGAGAGCCGGGCUGGUCGUAGUGUGAGAGGAGGAGGGAGCGUAAGAAGCAGUAGCCGAAGCUCCUCGAGCAGUAGCGGAAGCUUCGAGACGGUCAGAAAUGAGUUCCCUAAGAAGGGGAAGACGAGAAUGCCGGCCAGACUCGUCAGCAAGAAGGCAAUCAUCGAUCUUGGUUAUCCAUUCGAAGAAGAGGGUGAUACUAUCAUCAUCAUGAAAGCUCUUGGGAGAGAGAAUAUCGACGAAGUUAUCAAACUAAGUGAAGAUUACAAGUCUGAAAAACAUUCUCCAUCCGGCAACGUUGUUUUCGAAGAAAGUCGCACAACAGAGGUUAUCACUGUACCUAGCCCGGCUCCUCCACCUCCACCUCCAGUAUUCGCUGCACCUCCAGUAUUUGCUCCACCACCUCCGAUGCCAGCGCACGAACAUGUGACGGAAGUCAUCAAGGACACCAGAAUUGUUGAUGUACACCGCGAUCCAUCACCAGCCUAUUCGCACAGAUCCCACUCCCGUCACUCGCACCACCAUCACGGCAGUCAUGGAAGCCCGAUCAUCAUGAAUGCAGGACCUCGAGAGGAGAGUACUUUCAUUGAGAAGAAAAGAGAGGUUAUUGAAAGAUCUGAUCCAAUGCCCGUCGGACCGCUCGCUCUAGCACUACCCAACGACCGUCGGCGAGUUCCAGACGAAAGGUCAAUCCGUGCUGAGAUCAAAGCACUAGAAGCAGAGAAAGAAGCGCUCAAAGCUCAAAGACGAGCAGACCGAGAGAUUCGUCGUGCAGACCGGUACCGUGGCGAAGGCCGUCACUCCGAAUCCGAAUUGGUUGUCUACGACCGGGAACGCUACGAUACUUAUGGCGACGAAGUUACGAUGGUCCGAACAGAGAGAUUCGUGGAGCCUGAGGGCGGCGUCAAGAUUCAGAAGGACAAAAAAGCCCCACCACCUGCUUUGGUUAGAGCUAUGCUCAAGACGCUCACCUAG